GAUCGCGCUAACCUUGCAGAAUUGGCUAGUGCACCGACUUGGCGCGUUCGUCUCGAUCCCUGUCAAUAUCAAGCAGACCUAGAGCGCUCUCGACACUGGCAAUCGGAAGCAAAAAGGGCCCGCCAGCUGGCUGACAGGGCCCGCCGAGAAGGUCGUCCACCAGAAGAGGUAGCUGAUUGGCAGGGCAAGGCUGCUGCUGCUGAUGCUCGAGCUAAGGGUCCAGAGGCUGAAGAUGUCUAUGAUACUUUCAAUGUGCUGGUUCGCCCGUUAAUAUUCCAUAUAAAUGCAGAUGUAUUAACUCAGCAAAAUCAAGACUUCCUUUUUAUACUAACUGUUGGAGUACCUCUCAUCUCGUUUGAAAAGACGAAUGCUGUCAUCAUCGGAAGCUAUAGGAGGAACUCUGAUUGUAGAUUUGUGCCAAUGAAUCCUCGACUUACCGACCUGGGACCCCAAUAA
Molecule: messenger RNA, 456 nt
Organism: Protopolystoma xenopodis
Lineage: Eukaryota; Metazoa; Platyhelminthes; Monogenea; Polystomatidea; Polystomatidae
Source: the annotation of a GenBank genome assembly